AUGUUUAUACCUCGAGUAAUUAAAAGACCAAGCGCUAUUCCUGUGAAUAAAAAUAAAAAAGCUAAAAUAAUUAAUACAGAAAAAGUAAAUUCUUCAAUGCCAACUACUGCCACCAUUACUAUUACUACAAGACCAUCGCCAAAAAAUACUUCAGAAGAAGAAGAAGAACCUGUUAAAGAAUUUAGUCAGCAACAACGUGACGCUUUAGUAGACGAACCAACUUGUAUUAUAUGUGGAAAAUAUGGCGAGUAUAUUUGUGAUGAAACAGAUCAUGAUGUCUGUAGUUUGGAAUCAGUUCAAUUACUUCAACUACAGUCAAAUUCAAACGUUUUUCAUUCACAGCUUACUGCAUACACUUCACAUUCACAAAUUAAUAAACUGUCCGAGGCUCAAAUAUCACAAAUAUUAACAAAAAAUAAAAUAAUCACGCACGGAAAAAAUGUUCCUCGUCCUAUACUAACAAGUGCUCAAACAGGAUCUGGAAAAACAUUAAGUUACUUAAUACCUGUAAUAGUACAUUCAUGGUCAUUAUCACAACUUCAUAAUAGUAAGAAUGGGCCAUAUGCUAUAAUUAUGGCACCGACAAGAGAAUUAUGUGCACAAAUAGAAGAAAAGGUAAAGGCUUUGGUAAAAGGCCUGAUGAAUAUGAAGACUGUUCUUUUAGUAGGCGGAUUGCCGAUGCCUAAUCAGAUACAUCGACUGAAACAAGGUGCACAAAUAGCUGUUGCAACACCGGGAAGAUUGCUGGAUUUAUUAAAUAAUAUUAACAAUGAAGAUAUAUCAUUGUCAAUGAAUAAUGUUCAUGUUUUAGUGUUAGACGAAGUAGAUAUGAUGUUUAAAAUGGGAUUCGAGAAUCAAGUGAUGGAAAUAAUUGGUAAUAAAUUAACUUUGGAAUGUGGGAAACGCCAAACCCUCAUGUUUUCAGCUACCAUUCCAACAAACAUCGAGAUACUUGCAAAGUCAUUGUUGAAUGAUCAUAUUAGAAUCACAGUUGGGAACAUUGAUGAUAAUGAGAAUAGUGAGAUUAGCUCCAAAGAUAAUCGGUCCAAGAAUGCUUCAACCGCAAAAGGCGUGAUAAGUGUACCAGUUAAACAAACAAUAUUAUGGGUGGAAAAUAAAUCAAAAAAAAAACAAUUAUUUUCGAUAUUGAAUGACCCAAAAUAUUAUCGUCCACCUAUUAUUAUAUUUGUAGAGUCAAAGAUGGGAGCGGAUUUAUUGUCAGGUGCGAUAGAAAAAAAAUGUUUUGCAAAAACAGCGAGUAUACACGGCGACAAACCACAGGAAGAAAGGAUUCAGAUAUUGAAUUCAUUUCUGAAAGGAGAAUAUGAAAUUAUAGUAUCGACUGGUGUCUUGAGCAGAGGGUUAGAUUUGCCUAAUGUUAAAAUGGUGGUGAACUUUGAUAUGGCAGUAUCAAUUGAUGAAUAUAUUCAUCAAUGUGGAAGAGCAGGUGGAUACACUCAAAAUCAUCAAAAUCCGGGUUGGGCAAUAACUUUUAUCAAUGAGGUAUUGUUUAAAUUUAAAGAAAAAAUUUUCAGACCAUUUUUAUUACAAAAAAAAAUUAUUUAA
Molecule: messenger RNA, 1566 nt
Organism: Entrophospora candida
Lineage: Eukaryota; Fungi; Glomeromycota; Glomeromycetes; Entrophosporales; Entrophosporaceae
Source: the annotation of a GenBank genome assembly